AUAUCUGUUUACUUUAGAGGAGGCAGUUUUUGAGAAAGGAUCAUAACUAUCCUGGCCCAGUGCCUCAGGAGCCAUGACAAGCAAAAGCACAAACUGGCCUGGAUAUAGCCUUUGGGAUAUUUAAAUGUGUGGGUUAAUUUUUUAUCCAUUUUAAUAACUAGUUUUCUCUCUUUUUUCCCCCCUGUCUACUUCUUUGCUUUCUAUUUAUGCUCUGAGGCUGUGGGCACAGGACUGGCUGCAGGCAAAUAGUUCCAGAGCAUACUGAAGGACAAUCUUCUAACGAAUCAUUAAUUUCACUGUGUAUCUGGAUUCCUGCUUCUUUUUCGAAAUGGCAGGUGCGAAUCCCUGUGUAAAAUAUUCUAUGUUUAUCUUCAACUUUGUGUUCUUGCUAUGUGGUAUCUUGAUCCUGUCAAUAGCAAUAUGGAUCCGAGCAAGCAAAAUGGACAAGGAGGCUAUUAGUUCUGGGGACAAUGGGGCUCACUCCCAUUCUUCUGUGAAUAUGUUGAUUGCUGUAGGUGCCAUCACUGUAGUUAUGAGUUUCCUGGGAUGUUAUGGUGCUCUAAAAGAGAAUCGCUGUAUGCUUCUUUUGUUUUUCAUAGGUUUGUUUCCGAUCCUGCUCAUGCAGUUGACAGCAGGUAUCCUAGCAGCGAAAUUCAAACCUGAGACUGAGCGUGCUCUGAAGGCAACUCUCCGCGAAAGUGCACAGCUCUUGAGUCAAACAAAUGAAAAAGGAAGAAAAUUUCAGAAAACCAUGGUUACAUUCCAAAAAGAGUUUAAAUGCUGUGGUUUGAUCAGUGGAGCUGCUGAUUGGGGACGUAAUUUUGAAGAAGCUUAUGAGUCAUGUAAAUGUUCAAGUCCAUCAGAUUCUUGUAUAACUUAUACAGGAAGAUAUGUUUAUAAACAGACAUGUGAACCAGUUAUAAGAGCCUCGGUUUCAAACCACCUUGAUAUAGUUAUUGGACUAUCAUUCGGAUUGGCAGCUGUCGAGGUACUUGGUAUGGUGUUUUCUAUGAUCCUGUUUUGCCAGAUUGAAAAAAGAUGAACUUGUUCAUGGAUAUGAUAAGCUACCAUCAGUUCAAACCCUUUUGCAAUUUUACUUUGGCUUUGUGACUUUAAAUAUAUGAGUGUUGUAUAUGUCCAGAGCAGCUGUCUUACUAAAAUGCCUCCUUUAACUAUAGAUAUCAUCCAUACUUAUUGAAUAUAUUUAAGAUUUUAGGGUCAUAAGAUAAAUGAUAUUAAUAUGUAUUUUUACUCAAAAUAAAAAUUACAUUAGUUGGUGCUUUUUUGGGUGUCUGAUCAUGGUGUUCAGGUGGCUCUAUGCUUAUAAUGUUCAUCUGGAGUCACCCAGAGGAAUAACCUUCAUUUCCAAGUGACGGGGGCCAUAGAAACAAGACUCUUGUGAUCUGUAGCAGGCAUUAGUGACAAAAUUGAACUAAGUUGGGAGUUAAAAUGAUUGAGAGUGUUCUGGCUGAGUUGCUACCACUUUUUCGCUAUGUGUCACUGACUGCUAAUAGUGCCUCUCUUUUGCUGCCUACAUUGUGGGGACAAGAACUGAGAGCUCCCCUCCCAACCCUUGAAUCUCUGGAAUCUUUCUGGAUCUUCCUCCCAUGUACAUCGGUUUUAAAUACUUUUCUUUCAAGAUCUCAGAGAUACUCUUAAAAUUUACUUGUUAUUAACGUAUAGUAUAUAUAUAUAUAUGAAUCUUAAGUGCAUAGCUCUGUGAAUAGGUAUAUACCUGUGUAGACACCAUCCAUAUAGAGAUGUGAAACUUUUACAGCCCAGCUUCUCCUUCAUGCCACAUCCAAGUGGUGUGCUGAAGCUGGCUUAUGCCAACUUGCUUGAACAGAUUGUACGUAUAUGUACUUCAAGUCUGAAUAAGUCUGGGUUCAGUGCCAUCACCUUGUUAACUCAUAACCCACCAUAAUGGGAGUAUUAACACCAAGAAAACUGGCAAAUAUUAUAACAUUUGGGCUCUUAUUGUUAUUAUUUUAACAGGUGGUUGUAGACGAAUCUAUAUACUCCUUCUCUUGGAAAAUAGCUUCCCCACAGUAACUACUCUUCUGAGGACCAUUACCACAGAUUCAUACUGCCAAUUCUUAAACCUUCUCUAAAGGGAAUAAUAAAUCAUACACUCUGGGUUGUUUUGCUCAGCAUUUUGUCUUUGAGACUCAUCUAUAUUAUUGCAUGUAGCUAUAGUUCAUUCUCAUUGCUAUGUGUAAUAUUCCAUUGUAUCUGAAUACAUCACAAUAUAUUUAUCCAUUUUUCUGUUGUUGGGCAUUUGGUUGCUCUAUUAUGAAUAAAGCUUCUAUAAACAUUUUUUACAUAUCCUCUGAUACAUAUAUGCAUUUCUGGAUAUAUAUAUGAAGAGUGGGACUGUUUUUUAUACGUGUUUAGUUUUAAUAGAUUCUGCCAUGAAAUUUUCUAAUGUGGUUGUAAUAAUUUAUACUCAUACUAGAAAAGUGAAAUGUUAAGGGGUUAUUCUCAAACAGGUUAGAGUGAUGGCCAAGAACUAGGUAAUAUGGGGGAGCCCUGCUGAGUUAGGGCCUCUCUUCUGUGCUUCUUUAUUAAUCAUGAGAGAUAACAAUGCUUCCAUGAUCACAUUCUACCUUCCAGGAACUAGACCAGAAACUGUUUUUAUGACCUAAUUUCUUCUCAUCACAUCCUUAUGACAUAAAUACUGUUAUUAUCCCCAUUUUGCAGGUGAGAACAUUGAGGCUUAGAGAAGUUAGGUAACUUACCCAGACUCAGUAACUGGCUGAACUGGGAUUUAAACCUUAAGAAAGCUUUAAAUCUUGAUUGCUGAUUAUGUUGGCUUUCCAUAAUCUACCUGUCAAUAAAAUUGCCGUAUUUUGUUAUAAUUA
Molecule: messenger RNA, 2861 nt
Organism: Marmota monax (woodchuck)
Lineage: Eukaryota; Metazoa; Chordata; Mammalia; Rodentia; Sciuridae
Gene: Tspan8
Product: tetraspanin 8
Exons: 8
Coding region: 329-1042 (237 amino acids)
Cellular component (GO): membrane
Source: RefSeq, a predicted model, not a curated record